GUGAAGAAAUAAAAGGCUUAGAUUUACAGUUUCGCAUUAAAAGAAAGUGGCAGAGUUUAGGUGAUACUAAACUAAUAGACUUUCAAAUUCACAAAAAUCUAUCAUUCGAUCUGGUGUUGGGGCAAGAUUGGUUAUGGAUGCAUGAAGCAAAAAUAAGCUUUGGACAUUCUCCCAAAACCUGUGUCCACUAUGCUAAAAUUGUAAUAGAUGGUAUGAGCAUCCCAUUAAUCGAAGAAGGUAGCAGGCCCAUAGGUGACUCAAAAAUUUAUAAAGCCAGCUCUACUAAAAAUAACUCACUCAAUUCAAUAGAAUCAGCGCUCGAUCUAGCUCUAGAGGAAGCUACAGAUAUGUUCAAGAAAUUGCCUCUCAGAAGCAAAGAUGAUAAGCAACGAAAGAGGCGUAAUAGAAUAUUUCGUAACAUACCUCCUGUACCCCCACUAUCCAGAAGAUUAAAUAAUGAUAUUUUCAAAAAAAAGAGCAAGAAAAAUAAGGUCAUGUAUUCUACGAAUUCAGAUACUUCUUCCAAUUCAGAUACUUUGGACAGUAAUUUAGAAGGUAGUCACGAUAAUAAUCCAAUAUUAUUUGAGAGUGGAACACAGAAAAAGCGUGUUAGUGGUACUACAAAUAAGUCAUCAAGUAAGAAAGCAAGAAAGCAGAUUAAAAAAGAAGAUUCACCUACAUUAAAAAAAACUUAUAAGCGAAUUGACUACUGA
Molecule: messenger RNA, 713 nt
Organism: Dentiscutata heterogama
Lineage: Eukaryota; Fungi; Glomeromycota; Glomeromycetes; Diversisporales; Gigasporaceae
Source: the annotation of a GenBank genome assembly